AGGGUCUUUAACUAGUCACAUGAGGAUUCACACUGGGGAAAAACCAUUUUCAUGUGGGAACUGUGGAAAAAGUUUUAGUAACAAAUCGUAUUUAAUUAGUCACAUGCGGACUCACACUGGUGAAAAGCCGUUUUCAUGUGUGAACUGUGGAAAAAGUUUUGGUCGAAACGAGUCUUUAAUUAGUCACGUGAGGAUUCACACUGGUGAAAAGCCGUUUUCAUGUGUGAACUGUGGAAAGAGUUAUAGUCAAAAAACGAAUUUAACUCGUCACAUGAUGAUUCACACUGGUGAAAAGCUGUUUUCAUGUGGGAACUGUGGAAAAAGUUUUAGUCGAAAACCGGAUUUAACUCGGCACAUGAUGAUUCACGCUGGUGAAAAGCCGUUUUCAUGUGGAAGCUGUGGAAAGAGUUUUAGUCAAAAAACGAAUUUAACUCAGCACAUGAUGAUUCACACUGGUGAAAAGCCGUUUUCAUGUGGGACCUGUGCAAAAAGUUUUCGUCACAAAGUUAGUUUAACUCACCACAUGAGGCGU
This is a messenger RNA of Poecilia latipinna (sailfin molly), 532 nucleotides long. RefSeq names its product gastrula zinc finger protein XlCGF57.1-like. The record is from RefSeq and is a predicted model, not a curated record. Gene Ontology annotation, molecular function: RNA polymerase II transcription regulatory region sequence-specific DNA binding; DNA-binding transcription factor activity, RNA polymerase II-specific. Gene Ontology annotation, cellular component: nucleus. Gene Ontology annotation, biological process: regulation of transcription by RNA polymerase II; embryo development. Lineage: Eukaryota; Metazoa; Chordata; Actinopteri; Cyprinodontiformes; Poeciliidae. The annotation marks the transcript as partial. The transcript has a single exon.